AUGAGGGGCCAUCUAAUCUCGUCAGGGAAUCAGGACGUCAUCAGAUUAAUCGGCAAAACCCGGAAACUCCCCACCCAACGACACAAGGACUGCCUCUUCGUCUGCUCGUAUAAUUGUCGGACUAUUGCAUCGGAUGCUGAUCUCCGAACACUUCUGCUGAGGAGUCGUCAGAUCAAGUACGAUGUUAUCGCUAUACAAGAAACGAAGGGCAGAACGGAAACCAUUAGGAAAACCGAUCACAACGAGCUGCUUAUUGUUGAAGCCAAGACUCUCACAAAAUCAUCAGUCCACGCAUCGCUGUUUCUACGCUUGCUGACCAAAGAUCAAGGAGCCAUAUCCAUUAUCAAUGGAUAUGCACCCACCUCCACCGCCACUGACGAAGAACGCGAAGAAUUUUACCAGCUUCUGGAAGAUACGAUUCAGAAUGAGAGAACUUACUACAAGUAUGUGGUUGGUGACUUCAAUGCCCUUAUAGGCACGAACCACAACGGCGAUUGGCGACUCGGGCCCCAUGGGAACGCAACAGUUCGAAACGCAGAACGGGAGAAAGCUUGA
This is a messenger RNA of Cooperia oncophora, 555 nucleotides long. Lineage: Eukaryota; Metazoa; Nematoda; Chromadorea; Rhabditida; Trichostrongylidae. The record is from the annotation of a GenBank genome assembly.